GGCCUGAUAUUUCAUUUCUUCAUACUCGAGCACUUCCUCACCUUGUCACCCUUAUCCUGCAUUGCAUAGGCCGUUCGAUUUUCCAGCUCUAGCUAUGGCGCCGCCGACACCCGCGUACGCAAAGUCGAUCAUCAAAAUCCUCUUCAUCUCAUUAAUAUUCGAUUUGCUUUCGUUUACUUUAAUUUUACCUUUAUUCCCCAGACUGCUCGCCUUCUACCGUGCGCAGCCUGAUAAUGUAGUUCUCGAGUCUAUUUUCGCGACCCUAAAUACUUUCAAAGCUUCAUUCCACCGGCCAAUCUCCUCCCGUUUUGAUGUAGUCCUGCUUGGUGGGGCUCUCGGGUCUUUAUUUUCAUUUCUUCAGGCAAUCUCUAGUCCAUUCUUGGGUGCUCUCAGCGACCGCUAUGGGCGCCGAACAGCUCUAUUGUAUUCCAUGAUUGGAAACAUAGUCUCCGUUCUACUUUGGGUCGUCGCAACUGAUUUCCCGACAUUCCUGGCUUCUCGUGUAGUUGGUGGUCUAUCGGAGGGAAAUGUACAGCUAGCUAUUGCUAUUGCCACUGACGUCUCCACCCCAGAAACUCGUGGUGCAACUCUGGCGUUGGUGGGUGCUGCAUUUUCAAUUGCCUUUACCUUUGGGCCUUUGUUGGGAGCGUUCCUUGCCUCCAAGACAAUCUCAUUGGAGAACCCUUUCGCAGCCGCAGCUGUGUUCUCGUUGGUACUUUUGGUAGUAGAGACGGCGUUUUUGUACUGGAAGCUACCGGAGACCCGCCCUCUGAAUGAAGAGCCCAGCAAGGGGACUGGGGAUAAAAAGAAGUCAGAAGGAUCACCAGAGGGGUCGAGCAUCUUUCUCUUGAACCUUACACACUUCUUGUUUCUCCUUAUAUUCUCCGGAAUGGAGUUCUCCCUACCAUUCAUGACCUUUGACUUGUUCAAUUACACCUCCGCGGAUUCUGGCAAGCUUCUCGGAUUUGUCGGCCUUCUGGCCUCAGCUCUCCAGGGCUCAUUUGUUAGGAAAUACCCACCAAUUUUAGUUGUAAAGACCGGGCUAGCGAGUGCUGGUAUCAGCUUCUUCCUUCUCAGUAGAGUCAACACCCAAUCACAGCUAUACGUUGCCGCAGCAUUCCUCGCGGUAACGAGUGCCUGUGUAGUGACUAGCCUCACCGCAUUAGUCAGUUUCAAAACGGGUGAGAAGGAUAGAGGACGGGCACUUGGUAGUUUUAGAUCUGCUGGUCAGAUUGGAAGAGCUACUGGUCCGAUCUUGUUUUGCACCCUGUACUGGUGGGCCGGAAGGCAGACAGCAUAUCUGGUUGGGGGGACGGGAAUGGUAGGAGUCGCAGCCUUAGUCUUCACCGGCAUCGUUUCGUAGGUGAAGCGGUGGACUUUGAGCGAGAGGUGGAACAGCAUACUGCAUACUGCAAAAGGGGGGGAUGUGGAGGAAGGAGGCAAACCAGAGAGGAGAUGACGACGACAAAUCUCUUGACACCACCACUAGGGCCCUCAGUCACAGAGAAGGGUCUGCAUAUCUGGACAGACCUCCGUGCCGUCCUCAUACUAGUACUUGUAUAUAUCAAGAUACCAUCCUGCACCGUAGCAUAUCGUACUUGUACUCGCACACAACUCCCGAGCCAUAAUUUGGCGGG
Tuber melanosporum (Perigord truffle) is the source of this 1637-nucleotide messenger RNA. RefSeq lists its product as uncharacterized. The coding region runs from base 95 to 1363 and encodes 422 amino acids. NCBI's taxonomy places the organism in Eukaryota, Fungi, Ascomycota, Pezizomycetes, Pezizales, Tuberaceae. Gene Ontology annotation, cellular component: brush border membrane. The record is from RefSeq and is a predicted model, not a curated record. The transcript is spliced from 6 exons. Gene Ontology annotation, molecular function: transmembrane transporter activity. Gene Ontology annotation, biological process: transmembrane transport.